UUCAAAGAUAUCAAUUUAUCAUUAGAAACUGCAAUUGUAUAUCAAAAUAAUACGAAUAAGUUAACAAGGAUGCGAAUCAGUAAUUAAAGGCAGGUUUGAAGACACAAUUGAUAACCUGGCUUGGGUUUCAGUUUCAAUUUUGAAUAAUUGAGAGGCCUUGUUUGAGCAUUGUCUCCUGACUCUACAUUUUCAUCCUCAUUCUCGCCAGGGAUUUUCAUUUUCAUUUUGCUGGUGAGAGCUUUCUUCACAUUUCAUUGCUGAAAUCUUUCAUUUCCUUGUUUCCUUUCUCACAUCAUCAGCCUUAACAGCUCUGCUUCUGUUCUUCAAGUUGAAUCCAAUAACAUCCAUAUGCUUUUUCUGUCGAUUCCCCUCCAUAGAACUUUGUGCAACUCUCUUCACCCUCAUACUCAUUUUGCCCAUAUGUCUAUGUCGCUCUGCUCCUUUGCUUGCUAAACCUUUCAAUUUCCUUGAUUUCUGUUUUUGCGACACCGAUUCCCGUAGCUAGCAGCCUGUUGUUAGUUUACUGCCGCUGUUUUUUUUGGUUUUCUGUCAUCGAUCUGAUCGUGUUCCAAAAGAGAAGAAAGGAGUAGCAAGUAGAAAAUGGUAGAAAUUGUUGUUUCGGUUGCAGCAAAAGUUUCAGAGUACCUGGUUGAUCCAGCUGUACGUCAGCUGGGUUAUCUGUUUAACUACCGUGCCAACAUUGAGCACCUCUCUCUACAGGUUGAGAAGCUGAGGGAUGCCAGGGCUAGGCUGCAGCACUCUGUGGAUGAAGCUAUUGGGAAUGGACAUAUAAUCGAAGAUGAUGCUUGCAAGUGGAUGAAACGUGCUGAUGAGUUCAUACAAAAUGCUUGUAAAUUCCUUGAAGAUGAGAAGGAGGCGCGGAAGAGUUGUUUCAAUGGGUUGUGUCCUAAUUUGAAGUCGCGGUACCAGCUAAGUAGGGAAGCAAGGAAGAAGGCAGGGGUUUCUGUUCAAAUCCUUGGAGAUCGCCAAUUUGAGAAGGUAUCAUAUCGUGCCCCUCUGCAAGAGAUAAGGUCUGCACCUUCCGAAGCUCUACAAUCAAGAAUGUUGACUUUGAAUGAAGUCAUGGAGGCCUUAAGGGAUGCCAAUAUCAAUAGGAUCGGGGUAUGGGGGUUGGGUGGUGUCGGGAAGUCCACGCUGGUGAAACAAGUGGCUGAACAAGCCGAACAAGAGAAGUUAUUCCGCAAGGUGGUCAUGGUACCUGUGUUCCAGACUCCAGACUUCAAAGGAAUUCAACAACAAAUUGCAGACAAGCUAGGUAUGAAAUUUGAGGAAGUGAGUGAACAGGGACGAGCAGAUCGACUACAUCAGAGGAUCAAGCAAGAGAAUACCAUCCUCAUCAUCUUGGAUGAUCUUUGGGCCGAACUUGAGUUGGAGAAAGUAGGAAUUCCUUCGCCAGAUGAUCACAAGGGAUGCAAAUUAGUGCUAACUUCUAGAAAUAAACAGGUCUUGUCGAAUGAGAUGAGUACUCAAAAAGAUUUUCGAGUUCAACAUUUGCAAGAAGAUGAAACAUGGAUUUUAUUUAAGAACACAGCUGGCGAUUCCAUUAAAAAUCCAGAGUUGCAACCUAUAGCUGUUGAUGUAGCAAAAGAAUGCGCGGGUUUGCCAAUUGCAAUAGUAACUGUGGCGAAGGCAUUGAAAAACAAGAAUGUGUCCAUUUGGAAGGAUGCCCUGCAACAACUGAAAUCGCAAACCUCGACAAACAUAACAGGAAUGGAGACAAAGGUAUACUCAAGUCUGAAGUUGAGCUACGAACACUUGGAGGGAGAUGAAGUGAAGUCAUUGUGCUUGCUUUGUGGCCUAUUUUCUAGUGAUAUCCAUAUUGGGGACUUGUUGAAAUAUGGUGUGGGUCUGCGAUUAUUUCAAGGAACUAAUACAUUGGAAGAGGCGAAAAAUAGAAUAGAUACAUUGGUUGACAACCUCAAAUCCUCAAAUUUUUUACUAGAAACUGACCAUAAUGCAUAUGUUAGAAUGCAUGAUCUUGUUCGGAGUACUGCCAGAAAAAUUGCAUCCGAGCAACGUCAUGUGUUUACACACCAGAAGACUACCGUAAGAGUGGAAGAAUGGUCAAGGAUAGAUGAACUCCAGGUCACCUGGGUAAAACUGCAUGACUGUGAUAUUCAUGAACUUCCAGAAGGGUUGGUAUGUCCAAAACUUGAAUUUUUUGAAUGUUUUCUAAAGACCCACUCGGCAGUGAAAAUCCCAAACACAUUUUUUGAAGGGAUGAAACAACUCAAAGUAUUAGAUUUUUCUAGAAUGCAACUUCCAUCGCUGCCCUUAUCAAUUCAGUGCCUUGCAAAUCUUCGAACAUUGUGUUUGGAUGGAUGCAAGUUGGGAGACAUUGUUAUAAUUGCAGAGCUAAAGAAAUUAGAAAUUCUUAGCCUUAUGAGUUCUGAUAUGGAACAGUUGCCCAGAGAAAUAGCACAGUUGACUCAUCUAAGGCUGUUAGAUUUGAGCGAUUCUUCCACGAUAAAAGUAAUUCCGUCAGGUGUCAUAUCAAGCUUGUUCCGAUUAGAGGAUUUGUGUAUGGAAAAUAGCUUUACUCAAUGGGAGGGGGAAGGAAAGAGUAAUGCUUGCCUUGCUGAGUUGAAACAUUUGUCUCACUUAACCUUUUUGGACAUACAAAUACCAGAUGCCAAGUUGCUGCCAAAAGACAUAGUCUUUGAAAACUUGGUGAGAUAUAGAAUAUUAGUAGGUGAUGUCUGGAGCUGGGAAGAAAUUUUUGAAGCCAAUAGUACAUUGAAGCUCAACAAGUUCGACACAAGCCUUCAUCUGGUGGAUGGUAUCAGCAAGUUGUUGAAGAGAACUGAAGAUCUACACUUGCGUGAAUUGUGUGGUGGUACUAAUGUUCUUUCCAAAUUAAAUAGGGAGGGUUUUCUUAAAUUAAAGCAUCUUAAUGUUGAAAGCAGUCCAGAGAUUCAAUAUAUUGUGAACUCGAUGGAUCUGACUUCAUCACAUGGUGCCUUUCCUGUUAUGGAGACCUUGUCUCUCAAUCAGCUGAUUAACUUGCAAGAAGUAUGCCAUGGCCAAUUUCCAGCAGGGUCCUUAGGUUGCUUGAGAAAAGUGGAAGUGGAAGAUUGUGAUGGCUUGAAAUUUCUCUUCUCGUUGUCUGUGGCUAGAGGCCUUUCCCGACUUGAAGAAACAAAAGUAACCAGAUGCAAGAGUAUGGUUGAGAUGGUUUCCCAAGGAAGGAAAGAAAUAAAAGAAGAUGCUGUUAAUGUGCCUCUAUUCCCUGAAUUGAGAUACUUGACAUUAGAGGACUUACCCAAGCUCAGUAAUUUCUGCUUUGAGGAGAACCCAGUGCUUUCCAAGCCUGCAAGCACAAUUGUUGGUCCUAGUACACCACCUCUCAACCAACCGGAGAUUAGGGAUGGCCAACUUCUGCUUUCCUUGGGCGGCAACCUCCGGUCUCUCAAGUUGAAGAAUUGCAUGUCACUAUUGAAGCUAUUCCCACCCAGUUUGUUACAGAAUUUGGAAGAACUAAUAGUGGAAAACUGUGGUCAGCUGGAACACGUAUUUGAUCUUGAAGAGCUAAAUGUUGAUGAUGGGCAUGUUGAGCUCCUCCCUAAAUUAAAAGAACUGAGGUUGUCUGGUCUACCAAAGUUGAGGCAUAUAUGCAACUGUGGCAGCUCCAGAAAUCAUUUCCCUUCUUCCAUGGCUUCUGCUCCUGUAGGCAAUAUCAUAUUCCCUAAAUUAAGCGAUAUUAAACUGGAAUCUUUGCCCAACCUCACAAGCUUCGUCUCCCCUGGAUAUCAUUCCCUCCAAAGGCUUCACCAUGCAGACCUUGAUACCCCCUUCCCGGUGCUCUUUGAUGAAAGGGUUGCAUUUCCUAGCUUGAAGUUCUUAAUCAUCUCGGGACUGGAUAAUGUGAAAAAAAUAUGGCACAACCAAAUUCCUCAAGAUUCCUUCUCCAAACUAGAAGUGGUGAAGGUAGCAUCAUGUGGAGAAUUGUUGAAUAUUUUUCCAUCUUGUGUGCUGAAAAGGUCACAGAGUCUACGGCUUAUGGAAGUAGUGGAUUGUAGUUUAUUAGAAGAGGUUUUUGAUGUGGAAGGGACAAAUGUGAAUGUAAAUGUGAAGGAAGGUGUAACUGUCACCCAGUUGAGUCAAUUGAUUCUACGAUUGCUGCCAAAAGUUGAAAAGAUAUGGAAUAAGGAUCCCCAUGGAAUUCUCAAUUUUCAAAACUUAAAAUCAAUAUUUAUUGAUAAAUGUCAGAGUCUGAAAAACCUUUUUCCAGCAUCUUUAGUCAAAGAUCUUGUGCAACUUGAGAAACUGGAGUUGCGUUCUUGUGGGAUAGAGGAAAUUGUUGCAAAGGACAAUGAAGCCGAGACAGCAGCUAAGUUUGUAUUCCCUAAAGUAACCUCUCUCAUUCUCGUCAAUCUACAUCAACUCAGGAGUUUCUACCCAGGGGCACAUACUUCACAGUGGCCAUUGUUGAAAGAACUGAUAGUGCGUGCGUGUGAUAAAGUCAAUGUAUUUGCAUCCGAAACUCCAACAUUCCAACGAAGACAUCACGAGGGAAGUUUUGAUAUGCCGAGUCUCCAGCCCCUUUUCUUGCUCCAACAGGUUGCAUUGCCUUACUUGGAGGAAUUAAUAUUGAAUGACAACGGGAAUACCGAAAUAUGGCAAGAGCAAUUUCCAAUGGAUUCCUUUCCUAGACUAAGAUAUCUGAAAGUAUAUGGAUAUAUAGAUAUUUUGGUUGUGAUUCCUUCCUUUAUGCUUCAAAGAUCACAUAAUCUGGAAAAACUAAAUGUGAGAAGAUGUAGUUCAGUCAAAGAGAUAUUCCAACUUGAAGGACUUGACGAGGAAAAUCAAGCCCAGAGGCUUGGACGGUUAAGAGAAAUAUGGUUGCGUGAUCUUCCUGCGUUGACGCAUUUGUGGAAGGAAAACUCCAAAUCAAUCCUUGAUUUGCAAAGUCUAGAGAGUCUUGAAGUGUGGAAUUGUGACAGUUUGAUAAGUUUGGUGCCAUGCUCAGUAUCUUUCCAAAAUCUGGAUACUCUAGAUGUGUGGUCUUGUAGCAAUCUGAGAAGUUUGAUAUCACCCUCGGUAGCUAAAAGUCUGGUAAAACUCAGAAAGCUCAAAAUAGGUGGAUUGCAUAUGAUGGAAGAAGUAGUUGCCAAUGAAGGAGGGGAAGCAGUCGAUGAGAUUGCUUUCUACAAAUUACAACACAUGGUACUUCUAUGUUUGCCAAACCUCACAAGCUUCAAUUCAGGGGGCUAUAUAUUCUCAUUCCCAUCCUUGGAGCAUAUGGUGGUGGAAGAAUGCCCCAAGAUGAAAAUUUUCUCUCCAAGCCUCGUAACUACACCAAAGCUAGAAAGAGUAGAAGUGGCAGAUGAUGAGUGGCACUGGCAUAAUGAUCUAAAUACCACAAUCCAUAAUUUGUUUAAAAAGACACAUGGUAAUGUUGAGGUUGAGAUUGUGGAAUUAGGAGUUGGUUCAACAUUAUGAUUGCGCCAUUUUUGGUUCUUGGGAAUGUUAUCGUGACUGAAUUUCUAACCAUGCUAAUGCAGUGUUUUCCCAAGAAACCUAGCGCUUCUACACACAUGGCGGUGGUGAAAUCAGAGAGAGAAGAGUCACAGAUGUUGAUGGAGUUGGGUUGUCGGUGCUCUCCUCGUAGCCCUUUUACUAUGGCAAUGAAUCCAAUGAUUUCGCUCUUCGAUCACAGCAACAAACCCUGCCACCAUGUGAAGGAAGUAAGGGGAUAUUUUCUGUGGUCAGUGUAUUCAUGGUAUGAUUAAUUGAGUCAUUAACAUUUCUUUUUCUUUUUCCUAUUGAUUAUUGAUGGCUUAUGGUCUCAAGUUUUAUAUAUCAUGGGUGACUUUAUUUAUUUUUUUCAAUUAAACCUAGGGAUAUACACUGGUAAAUCCAGUGAUAUAUGAGAUUAAUGAUUUGAAUUCAAGAGUUCCAUUUGCUCACCGUGUGGGACUUCUGUCAGAUGAACUCUAUAAGUCUUCGCUGUUUGAUGCGUAAGCCCUACCAAUAGAAGAACUUUCUCCUAUUGGUAGCGAGGUGUUUCUCCAAUUGCUUUGGUGGAAUGAAAUUGUUAGUGGAAUUGUGUCCAAUGUGGCCUCUGCUCUUGUGAAGUGGCUAUGGUCAUUGAAGUCUACCACCAAUAUAGAUGGUAGACCCAAGCUGGUUGUUGGCUUGCCUGAAGGGUAAUCUAGGCAUGUAGAUGGGAAACUAAGAGAAGCAAGGAUGAACCAUCCAGAAGGGCUUACAGUGGAUGAGAAAAGAAAUAUUUACAUUAUAGACACUAUGAAUAUGGCUAUCAGGAAAAUCAGUACUGAUGCAAGUAAACUUUAGGGGUUACAACAUUGCUAGAGGAAAGUGGGGGCGAGGAGAAGGUCAUGUUGAUGGUCCAAUUCAAGAUACAAAGGUCUCAAAUGAUUUUGACAAAGUUUACAUUGGAAGUAGCUGCUCUCUUAUGGUUAUAGACAAAGUUCUCAAAUGAAAACAAAUACCCAUAGUUUGUCUAUACAGAGUUUCUAUUGUUCAGAAAGUUAUUAUUGAGCAAGAAAAUGUUUUCUAUCAACCAUUUCAUUUGAAAUGUUAAUAUUGAAUUUAUUAGAAAAGAUAUUUAAAAUUGAAGCAA
This is a messenger RNA of Vitis vinifera (wine grape), 6607 nucleotides long. Its product is annotated as probable disease resistance protein At4g27220. The record is from RefSeq and is a predicted model, not a curated record. Bases 601 to 5463 code for a protein of 1620 amino acids. The transcript has 11 exons. NCBI's taxonomy places the organism in Eukaryota, Viridiplantae, Streptophyta, Magnoliopsida, Vitales, Vitaceae. Gene Ontology annotation, molecular function: ADP binding.